AUAGUGAUGAGUAAAGACUGAGUUCUCACUGGUGCUACCAACGAAAUGGGAAUAAAAAAUUCCAAGUUGAACUGUGCCAGCAAAAAGUCAAGAGAGGAGCCCUAUCGUCAAGUGAAGAAGGUGGAUGACAAAAUAAAAGAAGAAAAUGGUGAUCAAGUGAGAAAUGAUAAGAAAAAUGGAGAAGGAAAAAUAGUGCCAGAAGACAAUUCUUCAUCCAAAAGUCCAAGCAAAGGUCAAUCUGUUCAGGAGAGGGAAAAUCAAAUUCAGAAUGGACAGGUAAAAGCUGCAAAAGGUGACAGAAACACAAGCACAAAAAGUUCUAAAUCCACGACAGGGAAGUCGGCUGUAAAGGAAAAGAAGGCUACACAGGAGAAGGAAAGCAAGCAGAUGUACAGUGAUGAUAAACCAUUUAAUUUUGUUAAAGCUAUAAAGACAGAUUAUAAAAGUGGAAGUUUCCAAACCUCAAAAGAAGGUUCAACAGAGGCCAAGAGGGACAGGACAGUUGAUGCAGAUGAGACAAAUCCCAAGUCUAUAAAUAACCCAGCAGGAUCUGUCGAUGAAACAGAAUUAAAACAGAGUUAUGGCCCUUCUCCAGCUGAUGGUGAAGAUCCUGCCUCCAUUGGACAUUCCUCUUUGGAAAAAGAUUGUCUCCCUUCAAUGGACAGUGAAGAUGGACCUGAGGGGCAGGGACAAGAUUUUGCAGAUGCAUAUACCACUGACCACAAUGAACCACAGGAGAAAUCCAAGAAAAUCAUCCCCCAGUCAGAAGAUGAUGAAGAUCCCACAGAAAGUGAUGAUAGUGAUGAUGACGGUGAUGAUGGUGGUGAUGACAGUGGUGAAGAUGAUGAGGAGGGAGGAGGUGGAGGAACCUAUAAUUUUGGACAUGUAACGAGUAUGAUUAUUGGCACUGGAAAAAUAAUAGACAAAGAGACAAUUGUUACAUCAAAAGCCAGUUCCAGAUCCAAGAACAGUUCUAAAGAUAAACACAGACCCAAAGGAAAAAAGAGGUCCAAGGACAGGAAAAAGUCUGAACCAGGCAGUAAAAAGUCCCAAGGAAAAACUGUGAAUGCAGCUACUGUGCGUAAUUUAGGCAUUGGCAAGGUUACUGUGCAAAAAGAAACAAUAAUCAUGGAACAUCCCAAGUCAGAGCCAACAAAAGCUGAAGUAAAACCACCUAAACCAGAACCACUGUGGCCUGGGCUUCCAACAACUGAUAUGGAAGAACUUGGUAAGGUGACAGGUUCUGUUGGAAUGAUUCAUGGAUACAAAUUGACAGGGAGUGUGUUCCGUGUUGGGAAGGACAAAGUACUUACUGCCUGGCACGUAGUCAGAGGAAUGAUAUGCACAGAUCAUCAUUCCAAAAGGCUGGAUUACGAUCGUUUGGCAGACCCUAGCGUGUUUGUAGACUUUGGGUAUGAAGAAACAUAUCAGACUGACAAUAUGAAAAGAUUUCGAGUAGAGCCUUGUAUUGUGUACUGCAAUGAGAAACUGGACAUUGGUGUUCUUCAGCUGAAACACAAUGAUUAUGGAACAGCAUUUCCAAAACCACUCACAAACUUUGAUAAGUUUACACAGGAAAUGCAUGAAAAUUAUCCAAUAUAUCUCGUUGGGCAUACAAAUGCACUCCGCAAGAGUAUGGACUUUAUCAUGAAAUACUGGCAUCCUUUUGAUCAUCGCAUCAAAGAAUUAAGUGAGUGGUAUGAAGAUGAAUUUGAAUUCAAACAUGGAUAUGGUUUCACUGGCAUUAAGGAUCAAACCCGGCUUCAUUUUCAAUGCUCAUUUCGCCAUGGAGCAUCUGGUUGUCCUGGUUUUAUUGUCCGGUCCAAGGGAGAUAUACGGGUGGUAACAGUUCUUCUGAGGGGAUUCCCAGAUUUCUACUAUUUCAGUAAUUUCACAGAGGAAGAAAGGGACAGAGUUACUACAGACAAACUAAUACAGCAAGGCUCUGAUAUGGAAGCCAUCUGGGAGGACAUGAAAAGCAAAAACUGGGAGCUCUACAGAGAGAUUUUUUGUUACCAUGAGUAUAUUUCUCAUUCAGAGAAGAACAAACCUGUGGACACACCUUCAGAAGAAAAAGUUCUGAACUUUCCCCAGAGUCCUGCAUCCACUGAGAAUGAGAAGAAGACAGAAAAUCCGGGUGGUGCAGUGACCUGCAUUCCCAGAGUGGCAUCAGGACAAGAUCCUCUGGUUAUGCUCGCAUCGGGUAAAUCUAAAACCAUACCAGAAAGUGGAAAGGUCCCAACAGAAAGCACGGCAGAUACCGGUGAAAAGCAACCUGAGGCCUCAUCCAGCACUCAAGAAAUCCCUGUAGAGCAUGAAGGAGUCCAAAGUGAGGGAAAUAAUACCUGCUCCACAGAAGGAUCUCGGAUCUUUGGAGAAAGAAACAACAUCUCAGUUCAAGCUUUAGAUGAUGUACAAACGGUCAGAAGUUCAGGUGGUGAUGGAAGUCGUGGCUCCACCUCCUCCUAUAACAGACAGCUGUCAGAGGUCACGACCUCUGCUUUUGAAUCACAGUGUGCUGAGGUCAGACAACAAGCGAACAGCAACAAGUCUGCCAGUGCAAGCAAAGUGUGGUAGCAUAAUAUAGUCCAUUAAGUAUGGUCUAGUCAACUAUGCAAAACCUCAGUGCUAAUGUCCCUUAUGAAAAAAU
Saccostrea cuccullata (small rock oyster) is the source of this 2650-nucleotide messenger RNA. RefSeq lists its product as uncharacterized. Lineage: Eukaryota; Metazoa; Mollusca; Bivalvia; Ostreida; Ostreidae. The transcript has 10 exons. Bases 46 to 2577 code for a protein of 843 amino acids. The record is from RefSeq and is a predicted model, not a curated record.